UCAUUUUGGCUGCUGGGGUGUGUUCAUCGCGGCAGUGGUUCCAGAGCGAGGGGUUGAGUCCCUGAGCGGGAUCCAGAAGAAGUCGGAGGGGGUGGUCCACACUCCACAAAAGAGCGCCUGAGGCUCGUCCGCGGCGCCGCCCGAGAUGGUCUGCACCGGGGCCGGGAUAAAAACCGCCGUCCCGUUCCGCCCGAGGCCCGGAUGGCGGCGGCCGCGCUGAGGCUCCCGGCUGAGAUAUAAGCAGUGAGUGCUGUACACUCAUCACUAGACUACAUUCCAGACCUUUCUAGGAAGCCAGAGGCAGCACCCUGAUCCCGGAGGUUCCACUGUGGCCACCUAAGUUGGAGGCCUGUGGAACUGCAAGAACAUCAUCACCCAGAGAAGCCUGUGCAGAGUGACAAGAGCGUGGAGCCAAUGAAGGUCCAUGACUGCCCGCAUCUUCCUUGUGGUUGCUCCUUGUUCGGAGACUCUGGAUGUGACGACCAGACAGAGAAGGCGGGGCAGGAGCCAUUGUCCUUCUGGUACAGAGAGCAAUGGCAGUGGCCACACUGAGGGGCCUGGCUGAGGGCCGUGUGACCUUUGAGGAUGUGGUCGUUUACUUCUCCUGGGAGGAGUGGGGCCUCCUGGACGAGACUCAGCGAUGCUUGUACCAUGACGUGAUGCUGGAGAACUUUGCCCUUGUGACCUCAUUGGGCUCCUGGUAUGGAAUGGAGGAGGAGGCGCUUUCCAUGCAGAGUGUUUCUGUAGCACAGAUGUCACAAGGCCAGACUCCAAAUUCCGACCCAGCCAUUCAGGAAGCUCACCCCUGUGAGAAGUGCGUCCUGGUGGGGAGAGACAUUUUGUACCUGACUGAGUACCCAGGAUCAUCACAUCCUGGCCAGAAAUCACACACCUGCGAGGCCUGCGGCAAACCACCCUGGUUCAGUCCAAACCUACACCACAAACACAAUGAAGAGAAGCCUCUUGAACGGGAUAUGGACGCAGCCUCCGUUGUGACAAGCUGCAAAUUCCACGUGUCAGGGAAGCCCCUUGCCUUCACUUGCGGGGCAGUCGGGAAGGACUUCCUAGCCAUGUUGAGUCUUCUCCAGCAUCAGGCAACUCUGAAAGGGGCAAAGUCACCGAGCAUUUUCACAUGUGGGGAUAGGGAAGCCUUUCAUAGUGGGAGGAAUCGUUACAUAUGCAGUGACUAUGGCAAACCACUCGGCUAUGAAUACAAACUUUUUCAGCAUCAGCAGCUUCACCCUCAGAGUCAUGACUGUGAUAAUUAUGAGAAACCUUUUAACCAAAGCUCCCCCGUUAGUGAUUGCCAGAGACCUGACACGGGAGCGAGGCCUUAUCAGUGCAACGAGUGUGGGAGAUCCUUCAGCCAAAGCUACCACCUCAUUCAGCACCACAGAAUUCACACUGGAGCCAGGCCUUACAAGUGCAGUGAGUGUGGGAAAGCCUUCACUUACAAACUGAGACUUGUUCAGCACCUGCAAAUUCACAAUAGAGUGAAGCCUUAUGAGUGUGGAGAGUGUAGAAAAUCUUUCAGCUACAGCUCCACUCUCAUUAAACACCAGAGAGUGCACACAGGAGCCCGGCCUUACAAGUGUGCUGAGUGUGGGAACUCCUUUAGUCAGAGCUCCAACCUUGUCCAACACCAGAAAAUUCACAAUGGGGCGAGGCCUUAUAAAUGUAGUGAAUGUGGAAAAUCUUUCAGCUACAAGUGCAAACUUGUUCAGCACCUGCGGAUUCACACUGGCGAAAGGCCUUAUGAGUGUGGGGAUUGUGGGAGGUCUUUCAGCCACAGCUCCACCCUCAAUCAACACCGGAGAAUCCACACUGGAGCCAGGCCUUACAAGUGUGGUGAGUGUGAGAAAUCCUUCAGCCAAAAGUCCAACCUCAUUCAGCACCAGAGAGUUCACACAGGAGAAAGGCCUUAUGAGUGUGGGGAAUGUGGGAAAUCCUUUAGCCAGAGCUCACACAUCAUUCAACACAGAAAGCUUCACACCAGAUAACCUCAUGAAUGUGCAAUGGCUUGGACAGACUUUUCAGCCACUGCUCUGUCAAAUUCAACAUGACACCUUAACCCAGAGAUAGUUUAAUAAUGAAUGUCAUUUGGCCCCAGAAAGUCCAUGUAGAAGAAAAGCCUGAGACCUGCCUCAGGGAACAUACUACUUUUUUAUUAGGAAGUUCUCUGCUUGAAGUUGGACUUGAUGCAUCUCAUUGUCUACAGUAGGGAAAUUCUGUGCGCCCCCCCCCCCCAAGAGCUCCUCAUGCACCAGAAGAAUUUUGUAGCCUUGUGUAUUCUACCUUGCUGGUUCCUUGCCUGAACUCAUUCCGCUGCCACGAAGCCUUCUCACUUCUAUAGACCACCUCAGCCGGGGGGAGAACACACUACCUCCUUUCUGACUAGGGCAUAACCUGGACCCAAUUUUGUUAGCCAAGAUCAGGCUGGAUAAUGGUAGCUUGCAUUCUUCCAGCUCUGGUCUAAUUUGCAUUGCUUCUAAAGGCCACCUAAGAAUGAUUUAGAGCACUUUGUGGUCCUCAUUUAUACGCUAGAUGUUAGCCCAGAGAAGGAGGGUAAAACUUGUGACAGCCUCCAGUGCUGCUGGCAAGUAUAUUGGUUCCCUUUUCCCAGGAUGUCACAUCAUAUGCCAAGCACUAUGGGGGGGAGCGGUUUCCUAGGUACCACAAAAGAAUCAUGUGCCUUUCAUGUCUAGAGUCAUCUGCUGUUAAGUGGGUGUAAGACUGCACGGGCUGGACUAGAACUAAUUUGUAUCGAAACACUGGUUGAGACCGGCAACUAGGGAGGGUGUACCCUCCACACAUUGCAGUGACCUGUAGUUGAGGCCAUUGUCAGCAAAUACAGUCUUGGUUAUUAGUGUCUACACUGUUCAUCUGAAUAUACUGCUGCAGAGGCAAGAAUGACAGCAGGAGGGAGACUAGGGAUGUAGCUUUUGUGACCCAGCCAAGUGAUUGUCAGGGAAUACUGACCAACAAGAUUGGGAGUAUUUCCUGCUACUGAGAAAGGACUAUACUUCCCCCAAAAGCAUGAGUCAACAUUUCUAAGCCUGUUUGCGGGGGGUAAUUUAGGGGGGUCCAGACUUCCAUAUGAGUGAUGCUGUGGAACAGCACUUCUUAGUUGUUUACUUUUGGGCAUGCAUCCAUAAAAUGAUCAACAUUGAAAUGAACAACUAUGAAGUCUCAUUCACCUUGUGUCCUUUUAAAAUCUCCCUCUGUCCUCAUGGCAACUAGGGACUGAUGUUUCACAGAUUUUGUAUUUUAUAAAACUUUAUGAGUCAAAUCAUAAAGCACUCAAAGGUCUUAAAUUUCUAUUUCAAGCUCAUUACUUUUGAGGUUCAUACGUGUCACUCAUGAAAUACUUUAUUCCUUCUAUUGAAUACUAUAUGAAUGUACACAAAUUGUUUACAUUUAAAUCUGUCAGUGGAGGACAUUUGACUUGUUUCCAACUUUGAGGUUAUUACAAAUGCACGUCCUCCAAGAAAUCAACUAUUCCAGCCACUCAUGCAAUGAGAGUUUCCCCCCCAAUUCUCCCUUUUCUCCAAAACAGCGCCUCCCAUUUUCCUUCCCCACCAUAACAUUCCUACCCAAAUUACAAA
This is a messenger RNA of Pteronotus mesoamericanus, 3605 nucleotides long. RefSeq names its product zinc finger protein interacting with ribonucleoprotein K-like. Gene Ontology annotation, biological process: regulation of DNA-templated transcription. The transcript has 5 exons. The record is from RefSeq and is a predicted model, not a curated record. Lineage: Eukaryota; Metazoa; Chordata; Mammalia; Chiroptera; Mormoopidae. The coding region runs from base 534 to 2000 and encodes 488 amino acids.